AUGCCUUGGAGGCGUGACUCUACGUAAAGUACCGGAAGACAUCAGACACCGCGUGAUGACGACCCAGGAUGUCGUAAUAAAGAUGGCGGGCGUAGCGGUGUUAGCAGAGUUGAAGUUGAGGGAUGGACAGAGACAGAAAAUAUGCGUUCAAGUAGAAAACAAUCUGAGUUCUCUCAUCCACGGAAUAAACGAACUGAACGUGAAUGUCUCACAGCUUCUCAGCGAGCUGGUGGAGCGUGAAAAAGCCCGCGGAGACUGCGCAGAGGGUGAGGAAGACGAGGAGGAUAGUGAUGAAGAAGACGACGAGCCGGAGGAUUCUCAAUUUUCUGAGCUACAACCUCCAGCUAAAAGAUCCAAAACCUGAAACACCUGGAACACCUCAGGACACAUG
Molecule: messenger RNA, 391 nt
Organism: Xiphias gladius (swordfish)
Lineage: Eukaryota; Metazoa; Chordata; Actinopteri; Istiophoriformes; Xiphiidae
Exons: 2
Coding region: 56-364 (102 amino acids)
Cellular component (GO): EKC/KEOPS complex
Source: RefSeq, a predicted model, not a curated record